Molecule: messenger RNA, 1809 nt
Organism: Miniopterus natalensis
Lineage: Eukaryota; Metazoa; Chordata; Mammalia; Chiroptera; Miniopteridae
Gene: ANGPTL5
Product: angiopoietin like 5
Source: RefSeq, a predicted model, not a curated record
UUCCUAAUGCAAAAAAAAAAAUCUGACUCAUAAAAACUAGAUGAAUUUAUAAAUUCAUGAACUAUCUAUUCAUUGCCCAUAUUCCAAAGGAAUGGAUUUAUGAUGAAUGCAUCUAGUGAUUUUUUCAAAAAGGGUUUUUAUAACUUCAAAUGACAGAAUCUCUAGAAGCUACCUUGUUUUUCAUAUGAAGGGUGUUGUUUCAAACGAGGGCAUGGAAACCAGUAAGUAUUGGCUUCUGUUUCUGUUGUACACCUUCCAGAAAUUUUUGACUGAAGACUCUAUGCACUGUAGUUCUUUCCACAGAGUGCUGACUGAUAUUUGAAGAAGUUUUUUAUUUCUCCAAGAAAAAUAUGAUGUAUCUCUCCCAAGUCUCAUUCUUGUUCUUAAAUAUAUGUAUUUUUAUUUGUGGAGAAACUAUACAAGGUAACUGUGUACAGCAAUCUACGCAUUCUUCAGUAGCUAACAUUGUAGAAGAUGUAUCUCAUGGAAAAGAUGAAAGUAAAAGUAAUGAUACGGUUCAUAAGGAAGACUGUGAGGAAUCAUGUGAUAUUAAAUCUAAAAUUACACGAGAAGAAAAACAUUUCAUGUGCAGAAAUUUGCAAAAUUCUAUUAUUUCUUACACACGAAGUACCAAAAAACUACUAAGAAAUAUAAUGGAUGAGCAGCAAGCUUCCUUGGAUUACUUAUCUAAUCAGGUUAAUGAGCUCAUGAAUCGAGUGCUCCUUUUGACCACUGAAGUUUUGAGAAAACAGCUGGAUCCUUUCCCUCACAGACCAGUUCAGUCGCAUGGUUUAGAUUGUACUGAUAUUAAAGAUACUGUUGGCUCUGUCACCAAAACACCAAGUGGUUUAUAUGUAAUCUAUCCGGAAGGAUCUAGCUAUCCAUUUGAGGUAAUGUGUGACAUGGAUUACCGAGGAGGCGGAUGGACUGUGAUACAGAGAAGGGCUGAUGGGAUAAUUGAUUUCCAAAGGAUGUGGUGUGAUUAUCUGGAUGGAUUUGGUGACCUUUUAGGUGAAUUCUGGCUAGGACUAAAAAAGAUUUUUUAUAUAGUAAAUCAGAAAAAUACCAGUUUCAUGCUGUAUGUGGCAUUGGAAUCUGAAGAUGAUACAUGGGCUUAUGCAUCAUAUGAUAACUUUUGGCUAGAGGAUGAAACAAGAUUUUUUAAAAUGCACUUAGGACGAUAUUCAGGAAAUGCUGGCGAUGCAUUCCGGGGCUUCAGGAAAGAAGACAAUCAGAAUGCAAUGCCUUUCAGCACGGCAGAUGUUGAUAAUGACGGAUGUCAUCCCGCAUGCCCUGUCAGUGGUCAGUCUGUGCAGAGCUGCAGUCACCUCAAUAACAACACGGGGUGGUGGUUCAACCAAUGUGGCCUAGCAAAUCUGAAUGGCAUUCAUCGCUUCCCUGGAAAAUUGCUUGCAACUGGAAUUCAAUGGGGCACAUGGACCAAAAACAGCUCGCCUGUCAAGAUUAAAUCUGUUUCAAUGAAAAUCAGGAGAACUUAUAAUCCGUAUUUUAAGUAACUUCAUUUAAAUUGUGAUGCAUGUUCCACAAUUAUUUUUGAUAAUGUAUAAAAGAUUUUACAUAGUUUCUCUUUUUACUGCGUGUUUUAAACAUUUUAGCCAAAAUUUGACUGUAGAUAAUAUCAAGGGAUUAAGAAUGGAAUUAGGCCCUGUCAGCAAGGCUCAGUGGUUGAGCACUGACCUGUGAACCAGGAGGUCACGAUUCCAUCAGAUGCCCCCUGUCAGGGUAAGAGCCUGGGUUUCAGGCUCAAUCCCCAGUAGGGGACGUGCAGGAGGCAGUCGAUCAGUGAUU